Molecule: messenger RNA, 1134 nt
Organism: Cylindrotheca closterium
Lineage: Eukaryota; Bacillariophyta; Bacillariophyceae; Bacillariales; Bacillariaceae
Source: the annotation of a GenBank genome assembly
AUGACGCAACACGAACUCGGCGACAUGGAAGAACUUCAAGAACUUGAUGGUGCCUUUGAACCUGAAAUGACACAACAGGAAGAAGAAGCGAGUAAGGAAAACUACAAGAAUGCCAAACUCAUGAACGCUUCCGGUCAAACCGACAAGGAACGUCGGCAGAUUCGCAAGUCUCAACGACUCUUGCAGAAGACCAUUGCAGAAGGAGGCGAAAGCUUGGAACUGGAAAAGGUCCGCGACGAGAACAAUGCCAUUUUCCGCAAAGUCUUGCACACUCGAGAAGCUGUGUUGGAUGGAGAGAAUAUAUAUUUGAUUGCUGGUCGGGCUAUCAAAAAAGUGGAUCGUCUCGUUCAGGCCCCCCGAUACGACGCCGAUCGACUGGUUUCCAAGCUAGUUCAAAAGUGUCGAGCCCCCGGUGGAUACUUUGACUGGGACCUGCUUGGAAGUCAAGCUGGUGUUUGUUUCAAUGCCGCUCCAUCCAAUGUGUCCUUUUUGAAUGGACCCUUGAGCGAUGGAAAGACUCUCCAAGUUAAGCAACGAGCCAAGCGCGCUCCGGUACAAGAAGACUCGGAAGCGGAAGAAGAGAAUCCGGAAGAAGUCAAGGGACACACUGCUCGAGAUGCAAACCAGCUCUCUGCGAUUGAACAGUCCAUGAAGGAUUUGCACAAGACCCUCAGAAAGCGAUGCAACGCAACCUUUACAGAGAACAAGCGAAAGUUGGAAGAAGCCCAUGAGGGAGGAGAAAUUCCACCCAAGCUAAAAAAAAAGCUCAAGAAAGGUGGAAUGAAAAUUGAUGCGGUGCAAUACCUCUUCAAUCCAAAUUCCUUUACGCAGACGGUGGAAAACAUUUUCCACUAUUCCUUUUUGAUCAAAAAGGGUUCGGCCAGCCUGAAAGCAGACAAGGCUGGAUUUGGGGAACAUGUGGGAGAAGAAGCUCCUGGAGGACUCUUUGCCAGGUAUAUACCGGAAAACACCGUUCAGCCCACUCCAAAGCAAGCCAUUGUGUCUCUUACCAUGAAGGACUGGCGGGAAUUGUGCGAGGCCCACAAUGUAACUGAGGGAGAUUUGCCCCACCGCAAAGGGUCCAAGAAAACAAAAAGAGCAGGCUUGUCCCAAACAUUGUCUCAAUCAUCAUAA